UGGUGGUGAUGGUAGUGGCAAACUAAAUUUCACACCUCCAACUAAAAACUACUACUACACGUGCUAUUAAAAUUUGUGAAAAUUGUAAACUUAUUUGUCAUUUGGUUUUUACUUGUGUGUAGUUAGUUACAGUACUUUUUGCAAUUAUUAUUUAAUACAUUGAUAAUAAUAAAAACAUGCGGAAGUUAAAAUAUCAUGAGCAAAAGUUGUUGAAGAAGGUGGAUUUUAUCAAAUGGGAGGCGGACAACAAUCUUCAUGAAGUAAAGAUUAUGAGAAAGUAUCAUAUUCAGAAAAGAGAGGAUUAUACUGCGUACAACAAGUUAUCGAGGGAGGUUCGAGAGUUGGCCCGUAAAGUUAAAGGCUUGGACCCCAAAGACCCGUACAGAUUGGAGGCUGGGGCUCAACUUUUAGAAAAAUUAUAUCAAAGCGGCCUUAUUCCAACGAGAGAAACGCUAGAGUUAUGUGAUAAGAUAACGGCAUCGUCGUUUUGUCGGAGAAGACUGCCCGUCGUUAUGGUCCGUUGUAAAAUGGCACAGACGAUCAAGGACGCUGUGAAAUUUAUAGAACAAGGUCAUGUACGUGUUGGAGUAGAAGUUGUUUAUGACCCUGCCUUCUUCGUCACAAGGACAAUGGAAGAUUUUGUCACUUGGGUCAACACCUCAAAAAUCAAACAGCAUAUUCUCAACUACAACGCCACCAGAGACGACUACGAUCUUAUGCAAUAAUUAUGGACUAUUAUUAUUAAUUACUCGAUUUUAAGAAUAAUCCACAUAUCCCACUUGUUUUUGUUUUAUAUGUAUUUCCGCAUUAUACAUACAUAAUUUAUGUUUAAAAAAGUUUGAAAUACGUAAAAUAUCGACUUGAAAUGAACGUUAAAAAACAAUUUUGUUUACAAUGAGUGCAUAAUAGAUUUGUAUAGUAAAUAAAUUCCACCAUGCAGUUAA
Molecule: messenger RNA, 944 nt
Organism: Folsomia candida
Lineage: Eukaryota; Metazoa; Arthropoda; Collembola; Entomobryomorpha; Isotomidae
Product: U3 small nucleolar ribonucleoprotein protein IMP3
Exons: 5
Coding region: 177-725 (182 amino acids)
Biological process (GO): rRNA processing
Cellular component (GO): small ribosomal subunit; small-subunit processome; Mpp10 complex
Molecular function (GO): structural constituent of ribosome; snoRNA binding; rRNA binding
Source: RefSeq, a predicted model, not a curated record